Molecule: messenger RNA, 1284 nt
Organism: Histoplasma mississippiense
Lineage: Eukaryota; Fungi; Ascomycota; Eurotiomycetes; Onygenales; Ajellomycetaceae
Exons: 6
Coding region: 1-1284 (427 amino acids)
Source: RefSeq, a predicted model, not a curated record
AUGGUGUAUGCAUCAAAAGCUUGGACUAAUCAAUGGUCUCGGAAGAACGAAUCUAUGGACUGUAGAAUGUCGGAAGGCAUGGCCGCUAGAGACCAUGGUAGCAUAGAGAAACCGCGGGAGGGGAUUUGCGUCAAUGGAGAGCAUUACAUAAUUCACGGAUUGGAGGAGUAUAAGGCCUCUGCAACUAGAAAGGGAUAUCCUCUCGAAAUACAAUUACCUCUCGCAGAGGCUUUCUCGAAGUUUUCACCCCUAACUGAGGUCACUGGAUGCGGCUCUCCUGACCUCGCUCCCGCCGUCUUCCUCAACGUGUCAAGUCAGACGGCGAGGCUUGGAGCGUUGGCUGUAUAUCACUUGGACAAUGACGAAGUGGUUGCGGAUGGAGAUCAGUCAGAAGUUCGGGAUGAUGAUAGCGAAGAAUCUGAUGAUGGGUCUAAGAUUGCAAAGCCCUCUCUGAAGGUGCAAUCGCCCAUCAUCAGCCGUCUUCAGGGAGGCUCGUCAUCCAAAUCAUCCAACACAUCUACCCCUUCUGCUCUGUCCAAUAGCUCCUCUCGUUCCGCUUUGACAAGUGCAUCUUCUACUACCUCUAUUAGUCCGGCGGCUUCUUCCAUUUUCUCACGAUCAAAAGGAGCGGGUGCAAACUUUUCAACUGAUACUGCUGACAUGACAUACCCUUUAUUCGUCACCUGGAACACCCUCUCCAGCACCGGUCAUAAGUCACUUCGCGGCUGCAUAGGUACAUUUGAGCCACAUGAGCUAGCCGCUGGUUUAAAAACAUAUGCGCUCACAUCUGCUUUCGGGGACACACGAUUCCCGCCUAUCCCAUCAUCCCUACUCCCCUCCCUCUCUUGCUCCUUAACGCUCCUCUCCUCUUUCGAAACCUGCUCCCACCCCCUUGACUGGGUGCUAGGCACCCACGGUCUUCGCAUAUCUUUUAUCUACCGCGGAAGACGGCUCGGUGCUACCUACCUUCCCGAUGUGGCAGUCGAACAAGGGUGGACAAAGGAAGAGACCGUUGAAAGCUUGAUGAGAAAAGCAGGUUGGGAGGGCUAUAGCAGCAACAGUGGUGGAGGCAGGGUGGCGCGCAGAUUUCUUCGAGGAAGCAUGAAUUCAUCUGCCAGUGCAAACAAUGCGAGGGGGAAACCGUGGGAGGACGACGUUUCUGAUUUCAAAACGGUUAGGUAUCAAGGGCUGAAAGCGAGUGCCGAUUUUGCGGAAUGGCAGGAGUGGAGGAAAUGGGUGGAGUUGUCUGACAAUCGUCGGGAGCUUUUAGAGUCUGGGACGUGA